Messenger RNA from Setaria italica (foxtail millet), 2880 nucleotides. RefSeq names its product protein indeterminate-domain 4, chloroplastic. Lineage: Eukaryota; Viridiplantae; Streptophyta; Magnoliopsida; Poales; Poaceae. The coding region runs from base 545 to 2302 and encodes 585 amino acids. The record is from RefSeq and is a predicted model, not a curated record. The transcript is spliced from 5 exons. Gene Ontology annotation, cellular component: nucleus. Gene Ontology annotation, molecular function: DNA-binding transcription factor activity.
AAAAUUAUAGAAAUUGGUUGAUAUAUACUAGCACAGCAGCAUAUAGUAGUGUGGAAAGAAGGACGACGGAAAGGAGGGGAGGAGAGAGAGAGAAAAGUAUGACAAGGAUGCGAAAGAAAUCAGACAACAAACUUCUUAGCCUCCUCCAUAUCCUCCUCUCCACUUCUUCCUCUUCCAUGGCAUGCGUUCUAUGCUAGCCAGGCGAGCAAGAACCACAGCAAGAGCAAGCAACAGCUAGUGGCAGCACUCGAGAAAGAGGGGGAGGAGCUUCUUGUCGAUUCCUUUUUGUUGUUCUUUCAGAUCAAUUUGCAGCCACACACACCCACAUAUGAGAUAGCAUGAUUUGUAGUGUCAAUCUUGAUUCUCGCGUGUGUCACUACUUGAGCCAUGUCUCAGCUGGGAGCUACUGUUUGUUUUGCGUGAAGGGAGGAUAGGGAAGAUCGACGACAGCCUCUGCUAGUCCAAUCCAGAAAUAAGGCUACCAAAAGGGAAAAGAUUCCCUUGUUCUUGAGCAGCUUUGUCAAGGACAAAUCUGGAGGGGGCGAUGGCAUCCAAUUCAUCAGCGGCGGCUGUGGCAGCGCUGUUCGGAAUUAGGGAUGGCGGCGACCACCAAGACCAGAUUAAGCCGCUGCUUACGCAGCAGCAGCUGCCUCCUGCGCCACUGCUCAGCGCGGCCGCUUCGUCGUCGGCGGGGUCCGGCCAGGCGCCAGCGGCGUCACCGCCAGUGAAGAAGAAGAGGAACCUACCAGAUCCUGACGCGGAGGUGAUCGCGCUGUCGCCCAAGACGCUGAUGGCGACGAACCGGUUCGUGUGCGAGGUGUGCAACAAGGGGUUCCAGCGGGAGCAGAACCUGCAGCUGCACCGGCGCGGGCACAACCUGCCGUGGAAGCUGAAGCAGAAGGACCCGCUGCAGGCGCAGCGCCGCCGCGUGUACCUGUGCCCGGAGCCGACGUGCGCGCACCACGACCCGUCCCGCGCCCUCGGCGACCUGACGGGCAUCAAGAAGCACUUCUGCCGCAAGCACGGCGAGAAGAAGUGGAAGUGCGACAAGUGCUCCAAGCGCUACGCCGUGCAGUCCGACUGGAAGGCUCACUCCAAGGUCUGCGGCACCCGCGAGUACCGCUGCGACUGCGGCACCCUCUUCUCCCGGAGGGACAGCUUCAUCACCCACAGGGCUUUCUGCGACGCCCUCGCCCAGGAGAGCGCCCGGCUCCCGCCGCCGGGCCUCACCGCCAGCCACCUCUACGGCGCCACCAGCGCCGCCAACAUGGCGCUCAGCCUCUCGCAGGUCGGUUCCCACCUCGCAUCCACCCUUGGCGGGGACGCGCACGGCCACCACCAGGACCUCCUCCGCCUCGGCGGCGGCGGCGGCGCCGCGGGCCGCUUUGACCAUCUGCUGGGCCCGUCCGGCGCCUCCGCGUUCCGACCCCUGCCGCCCCCGCCAUCGUCGGCGUUCCUCAUGGGGGCGCCGCAGGAGUUCGGAGACGGCGGCGAUGGCACUGGGCCCCACGUGUUCUUGCAGGGCAAGCCGUUCCAUGGCCUCAUGCAUCUGCCGGAUCUCCAAGGCAACGGCGCCGGCGGUGGUCCGUCGGCGUCGUCAGCUCCGGGUCUCUUCAACUUGGGCUACAUCGCAAACAGCGCGAAUAGCUCAGGUACUUCCAGCCACGGCCAUACAAGCCAGGGACACCUGACCAGUGACCAGUUCAGUGAAGGGGGAGGUGGUGGUGGCGGCGGCGGCUCUGAGUCAUCGGCUGCGAUGCUUUUCAGCGGCGGAGGGAGCUUCGCCGGCGGUGACCACCAAGUUGCUCCUGGCGGCGGGGUGUACAAUGACCAGGCCGUGAUGCUGCCGCAGAUGUCCGCGACGGCGCUGCUGCAGAAGGCGUCGCAGAUGGGCUCCAGCUCGAGCGCGCCCGGCGGCGCGUCCGUGUUUGGGGGCCUCGGGGGCUCGUCUGCACCGCCAUCCGCCGCGCACGGCCGGGCCCCCAUGCUCGACCAGAGCCAGAUGCACCUGCAGAGCCUGAUGAACUCGCUGGCUGCCGGCGGCAUGUUCGGCGGCGGCGCCAACAGCGGCGGCAUGAUCGACCCAAGGAUGUACGACAUGGAUCAAGAUGUGAAGUUUAGCCAGGGCCGUGGUGGCGCUGAGAUGACGCGCGACUUCCUUGGCGUCGGCGGCAGCGGCGGCGUCAUGAGGGGGAUGCCGGUGGUCAGAGGGGAGCACCGUGACGGUGCCAGUGACAUGAGCUCCUUGGAGGCCGAGAUGAAGUCCGCCUCGUCGUCCUUCACUGGAGGCAGGAUGCCAUAAGCUUAUGCUCGCAUAGUGAGCGAGUACUAAGCAACGACCUGGCAUGCAUGCAACAAGGGUGUUGUACUGAAUCCGUUACAGCAGGUUGUUAUAGUGUACACUGUACAAUGCAUGGGAGUGUAGUAUAAGGUCGACUGCAUUCCAUGCAAAAAGGGACGAAGAGACAGGGUUUGAACUUUGAAGACAUGCAUGCUGAGCAAGGGGCUUCUUUGCUACUAAUCCAAGAGGGUAGCUAGAUCAAGUAGAACCGUGAGAUGAUCUAAUUGGUGCAUGCUUGGUGGUGGUAAUUCAUGCCUCAAAUGUUUUGUUGUUUUCUCUAUGUGUAAUUGGUUUAAUUAUACUGGAGGAGAUAGUAUAUUUAGCAAUAAUGUUGUAGCUAGCUAGGUUAGUAUUGGCUUAUUGGGGAUGAUAAGAUUCAUGCCUCCCAACUGUUUUCUAUUUGUUGUUUUUUCUUCUGCAGCGCUGCUUACAGUACCCUUUAAUUUGGAGCAUAAGCAUUGUUCUUGCUUCUUACAAGACAGUUAAUAAUCACAUCUUAGCCAUGUGGACAUAUAGUACUCUUGACAUAUGUUUUUCAA